Messenger RNA from Daphnia magna, 866 nucleotides. RefSeq names its product ubiquitin-conjugating enzyme E2-22 kDa (gene Ubc4). Gene Ontology annotation, cellular component: nucleus. Gene Ontology annotation, biological process: proteasome-mediated ubiquitin-dependent protein catabolic process; protein polyubiquitination. The record is from RefSeq and is a predicted model, not a curated record. The transcript is spliced from 4 exons. Lineage: Eukaryota; Metazoa; Arthropoda; Branchiopoda; Diplostraca; Daphniidae. Gene Ontology annotation, molecular function: ubiquitin conjugating enzyme activity; protein binding. The coding region runs from base 101 to 700 and encodes 199 amino acids.
GUAUACAGAAGAAAAACUAUCGGGACGUAACGAAAGGAAAAAAACCAUCUCCUGGAUUGCAAAUUACUACAAAAGGCGAUUAGCUGAGUAAAUCUACGUCAUGGCAAACAUUGCUGUGCAACGUAUAAAAAGGGAGCUGAAAGAAGUUCUAAAUAGCGAUGAGGUCGCACGGUGUUCCAUCCAUGUCGAACUAGUCGGCGAAAGCUUUGCUGAGCUGAAAGGUGAAAUUGCCGGCCCGCCUGAUACCCCGUAUGAAGGUGCAAGAUUUCAACUAGAAAUCAAGAUUCCUGAAACCUAUCCUUUUAACCCUCCCAAAGUUCGGUUUGUUACCAAAAUUUGGCACCCAAAUGUUUCUUCAGUAACUGGAGCUAUCUGUCUGGAUAUUCUGAAACACCAAUGGGCUGCUGCCAUGACACUAAGGACUGUGCUUCUGUCGCUGCAAGCAUUACUUGCCUCACCAGAACCUGAUGACCCUCAAGAUGCAGUUGUAGCCCGACAAUGCAAAGAUAAACCACAAAUCUUUCAGUUAACUGCUCAACAUUGGGCCAAUGCAUAUGCAGGAGGUCCUUCGAUCAACACAGAUUACGAGAACAAAAUACGACGAUUAAAGGAUCUUGGUGUAACGGAAAUGAACGCACGAGCAUCACUCUCAUCUUGUGACUGGGAUCUAGAGCGCGCAACUGAGCAGAUAUUUAGUUAGUGAUUUGUAUCUUUUUAAGCCUUUUUAUAUGUAAGCAAAAUUUAUUGCCUACAGUUUUUCUUGAGUGAAUGGCUAAGGUGUUUGAGCAAUUUAUGAAAUUCUUUGCGUUCUAUCAUGGUCUUGAUUGUCAUAUCUUUAGAUCGAAUAUAAAUUGAAUUAAAAACAA